ACGACUUCUGUUCUACAAUUAUUAUCUUCCGCUGUGUCGGCAUUCAGAGGGUGAAUAUGAGAAAGCCCAAAUAAAAGAGCCGUUUCUCUCAUCUGGCCUUUAAACAGCGGCGCUCACAGAACAGCAGCAUGCAUUCGCGCAUUCUGCUCCAGGGUACAGCAGCGGCUGUGGCCGCGAGGAGGAUCCGCACCAUUCUGGGCUCCGUAACAGCGAAGGAGGGCUGGAGUUACAGCGCGCGCGAGGUCAAAUCACUGAACACAGCUUCAGGUGACACUGUGAAGAUAGGGGACAUAUCUUACCAGCUGAAAACACCCAGGAAUCCUGAGUUUGUGCCAAUCAAUCACAUGCCAGAUUCCAUGCCACAGGUUGUUGCCCAGCACCUUCGGUGGAUCAUGCAGAAGGACCUGCUUGGGCAGGAUGUGUUUCUCAUUGGUCCCCCUGGUCCGCUGCGCCGGGCCAUUGCCAUGCAGUAUCUGGAGCUGACCAAGCGGGAGGUGGAGUAUGUGGCUCUAUCCAGAGACACCACUGAGACUGAUCUUAAACAGCGCAGAGAGAUCCGCUCUGGUACUGCCUUCUUCAUAGAUCAGUGUGCAGUGCGAGCAGCGACGGAGGGCCGGAUUCUGGUGCUGGAAGGGCUGGAGAAGGCCGAGCGGAACGUGCUGCCCGUGCUCAACAACUUGCUGGAGAACCGGGAGAUGCAGCUGGAGGAUGGACGCUUUCUCAUGUCCGCUCAGCGCUACGACAAAUUACUGCAGGAACACACUAAAGAAGAACUGGACCUGUGGAAGAUUGUGCGUGUGAGUGAGGAUUUCCGGGUCAUCGCACUAGGCCUACCUGUGCCUCGAUACAAGGGCAAUCCGUUAGACCCGCCCUUGCGCUCUCGCUUCCAGGCUAGAGACAUCUAUUACCUGCCAUUCAAGGACCAGCUUGAGCUUCUCUACAGCACUGGACAAAACGUGCCAGCAGAAAGAGUGUCCCAGCUCUUGUCGUGUGCUACUACUCUCUGCUCUCAAGAAUCUGCUACCCUGGGUCUCCCAGACUUCCCUGUGGACAAUCUACCACCUGCUGUCAAAGUGCUGGAUUUAUUCCCCAUGCUGUCUGCUCAGCAGCUCAUCCAAAGGCUCUAUCCAUAUGAGGCCAUGCUAAACAAGGAGGGUUGUAAUGCUGUGGAGGGUGUGCUUAGUCGUUUUGAGCUGCUGGAUGGGAAGAGGCAGCCGUCUCCCCGUGCCGUGGUACAUGUGGAGCCUGCUCCUGAUGCACAACCAGGACAGGCCUCAGUCACUCUCAAUAUCGCAGACAAGAACAUCUCCUUCCAGGUUCCAGCAGGGCCGCGGCCCCCCCGACCACCCAACACCAGUCCCACUUUCAUCAGCACCCCCACCCACGCCCGCCUGCUGGCCGAGAUGAUGCAGUCGCACCUCGUCAAGGACAUGUGUCUCAUUGGAGCCAAGGGUUUUGGCAAAUCGGUCAUUGCCAGAGAAUUUGCUGAGAUGCUGGGCUAUAGCAUUGAACCAAUCAUGCUCUAUCAGGAUAUGACAGCGCGAGACCUGCUGCAGCAGAGGUACACCCUGCCCAAUGGGGACACGGCCUGGAGAGCCUCUCCAUUGGUUAAUGCCGCUCAGGAGGGCAAGCUGGUGUUGUUGGAUGGAAUCCACAGGGUUAACCUUGGGACCCUGGCAGUGCUAUCCAGGCUGCUGCAUGACCGGGAGCUGGCUCUGUAUGAUGGCACUCGGCUGCUGAGGUGGGAUCGCUACCAGAACAUGAAAGAGCAGCUUCAGCUGACUGACAGUGAAAUGCAACAGAGGUCCAUCUUUCCCAUCCACCCAUCAUUUCGGGUGAUUGCGCUGGCCGAGCCGCCGGUGGCAGGCAGCAGCUCUCAGCAGUGGUUAGGCCCGGAGCUCCUCACCAUGUUUUUCUUCCACACCGUCAAACCUCUCGCCAAGGCUGAAGAGGCUGCAGUCAUCCACGGCAUGACUCCAAAUGUUCCUAACGAAGCAGUGGAGCAGUUGCUACAUCUCACCCACAGCCUUAGGAGAACCAACGACCCAACAGCUCAGUCUCUGGCAUCCUCACUGUCCACCAGGCAACUGCUGAGACUCUGUCGACGUUUGUCUCAGUAUCCUGAAGAAAGCAUUGGUCAUGCUGUAAACAAAGCCUGCCUGUCCAGGUUCCUCCCCAGCCUGGCUCGCUCGUCUCUACAGAAAAACCUGGCUGAUUGUUCUAUAGAGGAGCAGGCUGACCCAGCAGCAGAGCAAAAACAAGACCACACCUGCAUGGUAAGAGAUGGAGUUCUCACCAUAGGCAAGGUCUCCGCUCCCGUGUAUAAUCCUGAUGAGAAGAUGAAGGUGCCUGAUGUGCUCUUUUAUGAGAACGCUCAGCACAUGGCGGUGAUGGAGGACAUGCUAAAGGACUUCCUUUUGGGGGAACAUCUACUUUUGGUCGGCAACCAGGGUGUGGGGAAAAACAAAAUCGUUGACAGAUUCCUGCAUCUGUUGAACAGACCCAGAGAAUACUUACAGCUUCACAGAGACACCACGGUGCAGACUCUGACUCUACAGCCAUCUGUGAGGGAUGGGAUCAUCGUGUAUGAGGACUCCCCUCUGGUGAAAGCUGUUAAGAUGGGACAUAUCUUGGUAAUAGAUGAGGCCGAUAAAGCCCCCACUAACGUCACCUGCAUCCUGAAGACUCUGGUGGAGAGCGGAGAGAUGAUCCUGGCUGAUGGCAGAAGAAUCGUUUCAGAUCCUUUGGAAGCAUCCGGAAGACCAAACGCAAUACCCAUGCAUCCUGACUUUCGCAUGAUUGUUUUAGCUAAUCGACCAGGCUUUCCCUUCUUAGGAAAUGACUUCUUUGGAUCUCUCGGGGACAUCUUCAGCUGUCAUGCAGUGGACAACCCUAAACCUCAGGCGGAGUUUGCUAUGCUGAAGCAGUACGGGCCUGACGUUCCUGACGCUGUUCUCCAGAAACUGGUGGCAGCAUUCGGAGAGCUGCGAGGCAUGGCCGACCAGGGAACCAUCACCUACCCUUACUCCACUCGUGAGGUGGUCAACAUCGUCAAACAUCUACAGAAAUUUCCAGAAGAGGGUCUGGCUAAUGUGGUGAGGAACGUGUUUGACUUUGACUCCUACAACAAAGAUAUGAGGGAAGUUCUGAUCACAGCUCUGCACAAGCACGGCAUCCCCAUCGGCGCCAAGCCCUCCAGCGUCCACCUGGCCAAGGAGUUGCCACUGCCUGAUUGUAGAAUGGCUGGCCACUGGACCAUUAACCAGGGUGGCAAUGUACGGCGAAAGCUGCUGUGUCCUACUGAGUCCCGUCGUAUAGAUAUAAAGGGCCCGGUGUUUUUACGAGUGCAGGGUUUCCCACUGGAGAGACACGAGGCCAGAGCGAUGAGCUUCACGGAGGAACACGCCCACUGGCAAAUCCCCAUGAACGAGGUCAACAUCGUCUGUGACGUCACCACUGCUGGAGAUAUGAUCUAUGUGGCCACCUGUAACCCAGUGACUCUGUACUCCAUGCGAGAGCGGACAGACACUGUGCACUGCAUCGAGCUGUAUGAUGUCUUCCCCCGCACCAUCAGUGGAGUGUGGCAGCCAUUCGUCACUGUGGCAGCACUGGGCAGCCCGCUCCAGGGCCAGGUGGUUCUUCACGAGGAACAGACUAAUACAGUACUACACAUUGAUCUGGUCACGGGUGCAGUGAGAAGACUGGUCUUAUCUCCUAGUAAAGAGGAUGAACCUGUGCGUAAAAGCUCCAACUGGUGGAACAGCAAAGAAAGUCAGCCUGGAUACAAGAUGUGCAGGGAGUUUGCUCACAAGAACUGGCUUCUCUUCUACAUGGCUGAUGGGAAUCAGCUGGAUGUUCUGGAUGUGCUUGAGGGUCAAGUCCACACCAUCUCUCUCCCUAUCAACAUUAAGUCUGUGUUCCUGGUGGCCGAGGAUCGCUGGCUGCUUAUAGAAAGCAAAACUGACAGGAAGUUCUUGUUGACAAAGCCUAUGCAGAUGGGGGCAGAAGAGUCAGGUGUGUGUCAGCUGCACAGUAUCAGUGAGGAGGCAGUCAGCACUGGCUUUGGCAUCAGUUCAGGGAUGGAGCCUGCUGCCCCUCAGGACGUAUCCAGUGAGCAGCUGCCCAAUGAGAACCUCAGCACUGCCCUGGGACAGAAGAUCGUCUCGCCUAACCGACUCAUCUGCGACACCAACACCUACGCCAGUGUCAUAGUGGGCUUUCCAGACCUCUUGUCUCCGAAUGAGGUCUACAGCUUUAAGAGGUCUUCACCACUCACAGAGGGCCGAGCUCCUGAUAUGUUUUUUGGGUCAAGCCGACAAACGGGGCCCGCAAAGAGAGUUAACUGCAUCAGUCUGAUAGAAGCCAAUCAGGUGAUACGAGCUCUACCCCCGGCGCAAGUUCCUCUAGCUGAUAUUUUCCCUAAAGAUGUCACUCCACCUAUGACUGCUGCCUACCUGGAAGUGGUCGACCUCAACUCCAAAAAGCUUAAAUAUAUUCCAGUACCCAGGGCUUCCUCCAUGUCUCCCUACACUGCAUGGAUCUCUAAGGUGUCGGACACUGACGUGCUGUUAGCUCCCCUGGGCUCAGGUGGGGUGGUGACGGUUGAUAUGGGUGGCUAUGUAAGGCUGUGGGAGACAGGAUUAGAUACUCUGCAGCGCUCUCUGCUGGAGUGGAGGAACAUGAUCGGCUCUGAGGAUGGCCGUCCGGUACAGAUCACCAUUCAGCGAGACAGUGGUCUUGAUGUCAGCUCCCCAAAGCACGGCAAGAUUGACUCCAAAAAUGCUCCCCAUGUGGGAGGCAAUCAGUGGGCAGGAGGCACAGGGGGCAGAGACACGGCAGGGCUUGGGGGAAAAGGAGGCCCCUACCGUCUGGACGCUGGACACCAAGUGUACCAGGUCUCCCAGGCUGAGAAAGACGCUGUGCCUGAUGAAGUGAAGAGGGCUGCUCGAGAAAUGGCAGAGAAAGCCUUCAAAGAGAGGUUAAAGGAGAUAGAGAUGAGUGAGUAUGAUGCUGCCACCUAUGACCGUUUCUCUGGAGCGGUCCGUCGUCAGGUCCAGUCACUUCGGAUCAUUCUGGACAGCCUGCAGGCUAAAGGGAAAGAGAGGCAGUGGCUGAAGAACCAGGCGCUGGGGGAGCUGGAUGAUGCUAAGAUCAUUGAUGGCCUGACAGGAGAAAAAGCCAUUUACAAGCGAAGAGGAGAACUGGAGCCAGAGUUGGGCACACCCCAGCAGAAGCCCAAGCGUCUGCGUCUGCUAGCCGAUGUGUCAGGCAGCAUGUACCGCUUUAACGGAGUGGACGGUCGGCUGGAGCGCUCGAUGGAGGCCGUGUGUAUGGUGAUGGAGGCUCUGGAAAGCUACGAGCACAAGUUUAAGUAUGACAUCGUGGGCCACUCAGGAGAUGGCUUUGAUAUAGAACUGGUGAAAUGUGACAAAGUGCCCAAGAACAAUAAGCAGAGGCUGAGGGUUUUAAAGACCAUGCAUGCUCACUCUCAGUUCUGUAUGAGUGGAGAUUACACGCUGGAGGGCACGGAGCAUGCUGUUAAUCAGCUGGCGCGUGAGGAGGCAGAUGAGCAUUUUGUCAUCGUGCUGAGUGAUGCUAACCUGGAGCGCUACGGCAUCAGUCCUGACCGCUUCGCCCGCGUGCUCACCAGCAACCCGCAGGUCCACGCCUUCGCCAUCUUCAUCGGCUCUCUCGGAGAUCAGGCAGACAGGCUCCAGAGGACCCUGCCGGCAGGACGUUCUUUUGUAGCCAUGGACACCAAGCAGAUCCCUCAAAUCCUACAACAGAUCUUCACCUCCACCAUGCUGUCCAAUGCCUGAGCAGCCCCAUCUGAAAUACUGCCACCCAUACUCCACUCUGGAUCUGGGUGGGCGUUCUCCUGACCUGUACUGACGUCAAGGCCUCUCCAGCACUACACGUUCCAGUUUCUGCCACACAACUGUUUAUAUCUGCAGGGGAGGCUAUGAUGGUUGGGUUGGCACAUUUAAAAUUUUAACUGUUAAUUUUGAACUGCUUAAACUGUAGCCGCAUAAGGCAUAUUAUCCAGUAACAUCCUGAAGUAAAAAAAAGAGGUUUAGUCAAGACUGUUCAAUGAUUCAAUAAUUUAUUGAUGUGUUAUAUUAAUUUACUGCUGUUGCUGUUAGUUUACUGUUGUUGUUUUUGAUAAUUUGCUGCUGUUAAUACAUUGAAUUAAUCUGGACUGUUAAUGUGUUCAUUCUUUUCAUUUGUUUGGUCUAUCAAUCUAAAACACAGCAUUCAUAUCCAACUGUAAUGUCUGACCUUUCACCCUGUUAUAAGAGAUCAGUAUUGCGCAAGCCCUGGUGUUUAUCUGGGCUUUCCCAGGAGCCUCUCCUCACCUCGUGAUUGCAAAGUGGACACAUCCUGUGAGGGAGAGGCUGAGGGAGAGAAACAUCCCACCCCUCCUUCAGUCACCCACCCCUGAGUAUGUCCCAUAAAGCUCUCCUUCUCAUCUAGAGAAACAAGAACCUCAAGUGCAAUUUUACACCACGUUCCUGAGCCACGCCACCUCCAGUGUCCAGCAACGUGCUAGCUUCAGUGCACCUCAUCAUCUUAUCAUCUUUCACACCAUGAGAAGGAAGUGAUUGACAGCGUGAGGCAUGAGUCUCUUAUGAUCUGCCUGCCAUGAAUACUUUACUUGGCGCUUGGCGUCGGUGCAGGAUUGGAAACAGCAGUUCACGUUAAAGGGAAAAGCAGCAGCAGCUCACUCACUUCACUAGCCAGAUAAAGUGUGUGUUGUUUUGGCAGACAGAGCUGAGGGUAUUUUUACCUCUCUGGAUUACAUCCCUCUGCAUGUCCUGUUUUUUUAAUGAACUUGAGCGAGCUUUUUUUUUUUUUUUUAAACCCCUCCACUUCCUGUCUCCUCUGACCUGUUGGCUUUAGCGGUCGGCAGUAGCGGCGCAGAUUGGAAUGUUGCCACCCUGACCCUUGGCAUUCCCCACAUGACUGCAUGCACUACUUCAUUGCCGCCUGCGUAGGUCCCGCAGUCCCCUCCUCCCCGGCCCAGAAAUCCUCGGCUCUUUCGGGAUGCGUGUGUGUUUCCUGUGCGUCCUGUGCUCAGUGUAUGUCAACAGAGCGGCCCUUUUCCUUCCUGCGCUGCUGCUGGAUGCUCUGAAGCCCCAGCCGGGCCUCCACGCACCUCUCCACAUUUCUUCUUCAGGAGGGCCACAGGAUUCCAACUCUUAGGCUCCGGCUGCACCACAGUGGUCGGGUGUUGCUGGGGAGAAAGUAGGAUUGUAAUUUAUAGGUGCUGGCCAAGUAGUUGCUGUGGAGAGAGAAUGAGAGAGAGACAGAAAGAGAGAGAGAGAGACAGCAGGUGGCAGGAACAGGGAGUGUGUGUGUGUGUGUGUGUGUGUGUGUGUGUGUGAUGGAGGAAAAAGAUGGAUUUGGCUGCUGGUCACGUGUGUUUUCAUACAAAACAGUGGGUUGUGUGUAGUGGAGCAGCUCUGCAGUGCAUUUAAGGGCAAAAACCCAAAGAGGAAGAGAAGGAAAAUGUUUGUUAGUGUGUGUGUGUGUGUGUGUGUGUGUGUGUGUGUGUACAAACAUCUGUGGAUAAGCCACUACACUUGCCAAACGCAAGCUGAAUUCAUUAGUCACUAUUCUAAGACUACCACUGUUCAUACUUCAUAGUAACUGCAUAGAUUGGUUUAACUCUAUACAAUGCAUUACAUUCUUCAAGAUCCACUCAGAUGUUUCCAGAGAUUGUUUCAUGGAUGUAUGAUGUGCUUACGUACAUGGUCAUAUCCUGUGAUUGUAAAAUGGUCUGUUAAUAGAGAUUAAAUCAACUGUCUACUGAGAAUUUUAAAAAAAA
Astyanax mexicanus (Mexican tetra) is the source of this 7828-nucleotide messenger RNA. RefSeq names its product von Willebrand factor A domain containing 8 (gene vwa8). The transcript is spliced from 45 exons. Bases 129 to 5819 code for a protein of 1896 amino acids. Lineage: Eukaryota; Metazoa; Chordata; Actinopteri; Characiformes; Acestrorhamphidae. Gene Ontology annotation, cellular component: cytoplasm. The record is from RefSeq and is a predicted model, not a curated record. Gene Ontology annotation, molecular function: ATP hydrolysis activity; ATP binding.